Messenger RNA from Phycodurus eques (leafy seadragon), 1688 nucleotides. RefSeq names its product bile salt-activated lipase-like. Gene Ontology annotation, cellular component: postsynaptic specialization membrane; cell surface; synapse. Gene Ontology annotation, molecular function: sterol ester esterase activity; triacylglycerol lipase activity; signaling receptor activity. Bases 1 to 1668 code for a protein of 555 amino acids. The record is from RefSeq and is a predicted model, not a curated record. NCBI's taxonomy places the organism in Eukaryota, Metazoa, Chordata, Actinopteri, Syngnathiformes, Syngnathidae. Gene Ontology annotation, biological process: neuron cell-cell adhesion; postsynaptic membrane assembly; synaptic vesicle endocytosis. The transcript is spliced from 12 exons.
AUGCCGGUGGCGGCGGUGCUGAUGAGCGUCUCGAUCACAUUGGUGUCAGCUGCAAGGCUGGGUGUGGUGCAGACGGAGGGCGGCCAGGUCGAGGGCACCAAUCAUGGCACGGGCCUGUUCAGGUCUGUGGACGUGUUCAAAGGGAUCCCCUUCGCUGACACCCCAGGACUGUGGGAGAAACCAAAACCUCAUCCCGGAUGGGACGGAGUACUUAAGGCCACCAAGUACGCCGAGCGCUGCCUGCAGGUGACACUGCUGCAGACACAAACCAGAGGAAGUCUCGAUUGUCUCUACCUCAACAUAUUUGUGCCUCAGGGACACAAACUGUCGUCCAACCUGCCCGUCAUGCUGUAUCUGUUCGGCGGGGCCUUCCUGCUGGGAGCGUCCGACGACUUGGCCAUCCUGGGAGAUUCGCUGUAUGACGGCAAGGAAAUGGCCGAGCGGGGGAACGUCAUCGUGGUGUCGGCCAACUACCGCGUGGGAACUUUGGGCUUCCUCAGCAGCGGAGACGCUCGUGUGCCAGGAAACUACGGCCUGUGGGACCAGCACGCCGCCAUCUCGUGGGUGAGCAGGAACAUCGCCGCCUUCGGAGGAAACCCGGAUAAUGUGACCCUGUUUGGACAGUCGGCCGGGGCCGCCGGGGUCAGCUUCCAGAUGUUGUCCCCAUAUAAUAAAGGAUUAUUUCGCCGGGCCAUCAGUCAGUGCGGCGUGGCCUUGAGUCCUUGGGCCAUCCAGAGGGAACCCAUGGCACUUACCAAGAAGAUCGCGCAUAAGGUCGGCUGUUACCGUAGCGACGAGGACCUGAUGUUGACAUGUCUGAAGAUGACGGACCCGGUGGGCCUCACCAUGGCGGGCAAAAUCGACAUCCUGCAGAUAUUGGGCAAAGGUGUGGUCAUGGACCUUCUGGAACAUGCCCCCGUGGUGGAUGGCGACUUCCUCCCCGACGAGCCUAGUCGUCUUUUUCACAACGCCGCCGACAUCGACUACAUGGGCGGCGUCAACUCCAUGGACGGGCACAUAUUUGCGGGCGUUGACGUGCCCUCCAUCAACAAGAAGAACGCCAACACCACAGUGGAGGACGUGCGGGGUCUCCUGAUGGGCCUGACCAAAGAAAAGGGUACGGCGGCUGUCGGUUCGGCAUUGAGCGUGUACUCCGCCCACUGGGGCUCUGCCCCGGAUCCGGCGGUGGUGAAGAAGACGGUGGCUGACAUCGAGACCGACUUCCUGUUCCUGGUGCCGACCCAGAUCGCGCUACAGCUCCACGCCGACCACAGCAGUGGUGGCCGGACCUUCUCCUACCUGUUCAACAUGAAGACCCGUAUCCCCGGCUUCCCAAGCUGGGUGGAGGCGGAGCAUAGCGAGGAUCUCCAGUACGUUUUCGGCAAACCUUUCGCUACACCACUCGUCUACUUCCCACGACACCGCGACCUGUCCCGAAACAUGAUCGCAUACUGGACGAAUUUCGCCAAGACUGGGGAUCCCAGUCAAGGCGACAGUAAGGUUCCGGUGCCGUGGCCCGCCUUCAGCAAAACUCAUCAUCCCUUCCUGACCAUCAACCACAAGAUGAGCAAGUCGUCAGUCAGCUACGACCUGAGACAGUACUACGUCGCCUACUGGAUGGAAAAGUACAGCAGCCCGCCGUCGGCACGGCGACUACAACGCAAGUGACGCAAAUAACAGCGACGACA